Molecule: messenger RNA, 13827 nt
Organism: Zootoca vivipara (common lizard)
Lineage: Eukaryota; Metazoa; Chordata; Lepidosauria; Squamata; Lacertidae
Gene: PLEKHF1
Product: pleckstrin homology and FYVE domain containing 1
Biological process (GO): positive regulation of autophagy; endosome organization; positive regulation of intrinsic apoptotic signaling pathway
Cellular component (GO): lysosome; early endosome
Molecular function (GO): metal ion binding; phosphatidylinositol binding
Source: RefSeq, a predicted model, not a curated record
CCCAGAACCGGACGGUCCUGCUUCGGAGGCGGCCUGUUGAUUGGCUCGUGACACUUACGGAAAGCGGGGAGAAUGGAAUGUUGGGGACUCUGAGCGUUCCAGAGAUACUUUGCUGUUAUUGUUGUUGUUUCAUCCAUUUUUUUACGCAGCCGCGGAUGCAAAAAGGGAAAGAAAGAAGAAAGUAGGGUGAGUUUUUACAGGCGCAAGUCUGUACUCGCCUACUCAGAAGUAGGUUCCAUUAAAUUCAAUGGGACUUGCUUCCAGGGAAGGGUAGCGUUGCAGCCUCAACCUAGAGCCUUCUGCGGGGGCCCUUCUGGAUUAAAAAGGAGGGAAAUCUUUGGAAUUGCACUUUCUCCUGCGACAGGAUCCCUUGAAGGCGGAUUCCCAGGCGUCGCUUGGCGGGAUCGACGGACCCGGCGACCCGGUUGGGACAGGAAACAAGAAAAGUCACGAGGAGGUGACCUUUCAAGAUGGUAGACCAUCUGGCCAACACUGAGAUCAACAGCCAACGCAUUGCGACUGUGGAGAGCUGCUUUGGAGCAUCCGGCCAGCCGUUGGCCAUACCUGGAAGGGUCCUCUUGGGCGAAGGGAUUUUGACCAAAGAAUGCCGGAAGAAAGCCAAACCGCGGAUCUUCUUCCUGUUCAACGACAUCCUUGUGUAUGGAAGCAUUGUGAUCAACAGGAGGAAGUACAGCUCCCAGCACAUCAUACCGCUUGACGAAGUCACCCUGGAGACUUUGCCGGAUACCCUGCAGAUGAAGAACCGCUGGAUGAUCAAGACGGCCAAGAAGUCCUUCGUCGUUUCCGCCGCCUCCCUGACCGAGAGGAAAGAAUGGAUCAGCCACCUGGAGGAAUGCAUCCGCCACUUGCUGUCCAAGAUGGGCCAGCAGCCCCCCACGGAACACGCCGCCCCCUGGAUCCCGGACAAGGCCACCGACAUCUGCAUGCGCUGCACGCAAACCAAGUUCUCCGCUCUCACGCGCAGGCACCACUGUCGGAAGUGUGGCUUUGUGGUAUGCGGAGACUGCUCUCGGCAAAGGUUCCUGAUGCCCCGGCUGUCCCCGAAGCCUUUAAGGGUGUGCAACCUUUGCUACAAACAGCUGGUGGCAGCGCAAAAGGAGAGCGAGGACCAGCCGAAGAUAGUCCAUUCUCCUCUGGCUGGCUAUGAGCCUUCCAGUGGAGAUGACAGCGACAGGUCCGACGAGGACAGAGUGGAACAGUGGUCAGCGGAGGCAGAGUUUUACACAUCCCACACAGCUUGGUCAUCUUUCCAUAGCUGACCCCUGCAUGGUCUUGUUAAUUUCAGGGGCCGCAUGCUUAUUUCCAAGGAGUACAGGGAACACACACUUUCCAAAGUGCACUUUUCAGAGGAGUGGCUUUCAUCAUGUCUUUUGGUGCCAUGGGUUUUCCUCCUCUGUGGUUAAGGAAGAAGAUAACUGAAUCAAACUAAAAUAUGCAAGAGCCUGCUUGUUUCCUCUAAGGCAGGCAUCCCCAAACUGCGGCCCUCCAGAUGUUUUGGCCUACAAUUCCCAUGAUCCCUAGCUAACAGGACCAGUGGUCAGGGAUGAUGGGAAUUGUAGUCCAAAACAUCCGUAGGGCCGAAGUUUGGGGAUGCCUGCUCUAAGGCCUGGCCUGCACUAUAUAUUUGAAGCAGUAUCAUUCCGCUUCAAGUAGUCAUGGCUAUGGGGGAGGGCUGUAGCUCAGCGGUAGAGCAUCUGCCUUGCGUGCUGAAGGUCCCCAGGUUUAAUCCCCAGUAGCAUCUCCAUCUAGGGCUAGGAGAGACUCCUGUCUGACACUCUGGGAAGCCACUGCCAGUCAGUGGAGACCAUUCUGAACUAGGUGGGCCAGUGAUCUGAUUCAGGAAGCUUCUUAUGCUUCCCUUCAUGAAUCCUGGGAGCUGUCAUUUGUUAUGUGUGCCGAGAGUUGUGAGGAGACCCCUUAUUCCACCCACAGAGCUACAGUUUCCAGAACAAUCCGUUCCUCUUCCCAGGGAACCCUGGGAAUUCUAGAGGUCUCCUCUCUGCACCCUUAACAAAUCACUGUUCCUAGGAUUCUUUGUGGAAAGCCAUGACCUUUAAAGUGGUAUGAUACUGCUUUAAAUGUAUAGUGCAGAUGGGGUCUAACAGUGAGUUGUUUUUAUUGGCAUUUGAGGCAGAGCUGAAUUAGACCCCAAACACAUCAGGUGUUGAGCAUUGCUGAAAGUUUUGGUCCCUUUGAUAGAUUUUCUGGGGCUCCUGCAUAGCUGCCAAGUUCUCCCUUUUUUUAAGGGAAAUUCCCUUAUGCUGAAUAGGCUUCCUCGCGAGAAAAGGGAAAACUUGGCAGCUAUGGGCUCCUGAAGUGUUGACUUUCAGCUUGGGCAUCUUGCAGGCUUGUACAUCAGAACAGCACCCACCCCAACUUGAAGUCUCUGUCUUUCUUACACCCAGGAGUCAAAUUUUGGAUCCAUAAAUCAUAAGUUAUGAAAUCCAGAGGAAGAUCCCCUUCACAGUUUUUAAGCUGACAGCACCAUGCAGAAAUUAAUCAAGGGCUUAUAAUAUGAUUGUAUAUAAAAAAUCUAGUCAUUUUGGGGAGGUAUUCACAGAAGGAUGCAGUUUUUUGGAUCUGCUUGAUGCAGAAGGAGGGUAGAACCUUCUUGAGCAUUUGGAAAUGAAGGUUUUCGGAGCAGCUUUCUCAUGUAAGCAGAUGGCUUCUUAACAGUGGUAUUGUAUCACGAGUGCUGGCUUGUAUAUAUACAGUGGUUCCUCGACUUACGAAUGACUCGAAAACCGAAUUUUUCAACUUACGAGUGGGGCAAAUGGCCGCACGCUUACGAAUGUCUCGACAUCCGAACGGAAACUGCGCCGGUUUUAGAUAGGGUUUUUUCAACUUACAAAUUUUUAGAUGGGGUUGCUUCAACUUACGAAUUUUUCCGUUUCCAAUGCAUUCCUAUGGGAAAUCGUGUUUCCAAUGGCGCUUUUCGGCUUACAAAUUUUUCAACCUACGAAGGUGCCUUUGGAACGGAUUAAAUUCGUAAGUUGAGGCACCACUGUAUACUAAGUUUGGCUUUGCUUCCUGGCCCCAAAUUUUUUUAUUACUGUUGUUUUUAUUAUUCAAAACAACAAGAGGAAGUGCUUUGUUUGUGGGAUGCAGAGGCCUUUUGCAACCAACUGUCAUGUUCUCCACAUGCAGAAAAUCAUACAAAUAACUGAAAACACUAUAUAUGUGAAACGCUAAAAAUAGUUUGCAGACAAAAGGUGGUGGUGUGGCUUUUCCUGGAGGUGGGGGAAGGACCCGGUUGUUUCCGCCUGCAAAGUUUUUUUAAGACUCUGCACUUAACAGUUGCCCCCACCUGCUGCAACACCAGUCAUUGACAGCAGAAAAGCCUUGUUAACAUUAAUCUAAAAGAAAAUAACUCAUUCCUUACUCCCGUAGAAUUUAGGUUAACUCUUUUCUGUCUGCGACCGUUAGACAGCAGCAACUUGGUUGCCACAACAAAUGUUAUAUUGGACCUUAAUGACAACCACAGUGUUGUUAGCCUGUUCAGUUACCUUGUCUUUUAUACUCUUCAGGGUUUUUUGGAGCAAAUAUGUUGACUGGCAUUUUUAUACUUACCGUUUCCUAAUCUGUGGGUUUUUGUUUUCAUUGGUCAAUGUGUUUACUUCAGAGCUGUUGGCCAACAAGCUUUUUAAGUUAAUUAACCAGGCUUUUCUCUCUCCCUUUAAUGGAUGCACAGAGUUCUAAUUUAAUACUACACUGCCUUGAUGCAAUUUUCAGGUCUCUUCUUGAAGAUUAGUGCAUGCUGGUGGAAAAUAACACAAAAAUGCUAGGGCCCCGUUUGACUGUCAUGGCAUGCUGUAUGGUGCAGUGGUUAGAGUGACGGACUAAAACCUGGGAGAUGCCGGGGUUCAAAUCCUCACUUGGCCAUGAAGCUCACUUGGUGACCUACCUCACAGGGUUGUUGUGGGGAUUAAAUGAGGAACCAUGUAUGCCAACUUGAGCUCCUUGCAGAAAAAGAUGGGAUGAAAAUGCAAUGAAUUAAAAAUUGCCGCAGAGGGCAAAUGUGGCAGCCUAGUCAUACUUGCUCAGAUGAGAUCAGUUUUGUCCACUCCAGGAGAAAUCUCCAGAUGUUGCUGGACUACAAAUAAUUUCUAGUUAUUGUCUACGAUGACUUGGACUGAUGGGAGUUGCAGUACAGCUACAUCUGGAAGGCAGAGGACAUGCUCAGCCUAACCUGAAGAUGCUGGGAAUUGAACCAAGGACCUUCUGUGUGUGUAAAGCAGAUGCUCUGUAUCAGGGCUUGAGAACCAGAUCUGGCCAGUGGACCAGACUGUUCUCUCCCCUACCCUUGCACACCAGGUCUGAAAGGUGGAUGUAGAGCAGGCAUCCCCAGACUUCGGCCCUCCAGAUGUUUUGGACUACAAUUCCCAUUAUCCCUGACCACUGGUCCUGUUAGCUAGGGAUCAUGGGAGUUGUAGGCCAAAACAUCUGGAGGGCCGCAGUUUGGGGGUGCCUGAUGUAGAGGAUCCCUUGUGAUCACGAUGACGUCAGGUGGCCCUUUUCACCAGCCCCUUCCGAAGGGCUAGGCUGUGCAGCGCCUUCAAGGGGGCUUCUCAAGAUCUGACAACCAGCUGAUCGUUGGGUCUUCAGGUGACCCUUUCAAGGCGCCAUCUUUCCCAGAGCUUUGCAUGGGGCUCAACCAAUCAACUGAUAGCCGGUGCCUGAAAAUCCCCUUUUGACUGAGGAGGGCAUGGGCUUGGCUGAAACUGCCUUGUUGGCCAACUGGAGAGGUCUGGUGGGCUGAAAUAGGUUCGCGAGCCGGAGGUUCCCCACCCUGCUCUGUUGCUCACCUGCCCAUGCCGUGGGGUCUCUUGUAACAUCUGCCUUCGCAUAGAUGGCUUUCCAGUUCGGUAGCAAAGCCCGUGCUGUGCCUGCAAUGGUUUUUGGUCUGAACUGAACCGAAGGCCACCUACUGAAAGCUAUUUGGAACUAACACCCUAUUUUCCAUAUGUGCCUAAAUCCAUUACUGGAGUGUGGUGGAGGCUUUUUGCCUUUAUAAUCUGCUUGCAUUAGGAUAUGCACACUGUUUAAUGGAGCGUGUAAUCUUCAAGGACUAAUGGCAGGAAGCCACAGUCAUGGCUACUUUGUCACUUAAAAAGAAAAACCGUCCAGAAUGAGUAGCUGACCAUGUGAUUUCAAAUGCCAUCCAGCCUGCUGUGAACUGAAUGGGCUCUCCGGGUGCUAGGUGGAUGUUUCCAAGUUGCAAAGAAAGAGCUGGAAAAGUGAAGAUUAAUGAGAAGGAGCUUGGCCUGCUUUCCCCUGCCUCCAUGGAGUUCAUUCUUUUCCGACUGACUACAUUCCCCCAAGUCCUGUGUCAGCUGAAAUAGUACCUUGCCUGCCCUCGCCCAUGGAAAGCAGCAUAGAAAUUGGCCAGCAAAAGCCAUAACCGAAACAGAUGUUUCUGGUUUUAAGGAGCAUUUAAAAAGAAGAAGAAAAAACGUUCUUUGUCUUGUUUUCCUCCCUCAUCUGGAUCAAAUAAAUAGCAGUAACAAUGGUGUGUUUAUGGAGUGUUGUUCCCAUGAUGCUUUGCAAGGCAUUGUACUUAAGCUAAGUGAAGGAUAUAGACAGCUGGAAGCUGGUUGUUUGAAUCUAGGCCCCAUUCUAGGCUAUGUUCCCAAGAACUCUCACACAAACCGGCCAUGUUCUCCACAGAGGAGACACAAAGGCCACAUUCGCACCAUACAUAUAAUGUGCUAUGAUGCCACACUCUUCUCUCAAAGAGUUCUGGGAGCUGUGGUUUGCUCAGGGUGUUGGGGUAGUUGUUGGGAGACCCCUGUUCCCCUCCCAGAACUCUCCAUGAAGAGGGACUAAUGGUUAAACCACUCUGGGAAUUGGAGGUCUGUGAGGCGACAACUCUCUGCUAAUCUUAACUAAAUUUCAUUUAUAAAAAUAUUUGUAUACUGCUGCAUCGUGUGUGUGUGUGUGUGUGUGUGUGUGUACACACACAUACGGCAGCGGUAUGUAUAUAUGCAGUUUACAGCAGUAAAACAACACAAUAAAAACCAUAUUUAAAAAGUUAAACACAGACAUCAGGGAACCAUUGUGGAAGGAUGUAUUCCACCUACAUAGGCCUGGUGGAACAGAAAAGUUUUCAGCAGGUGUUUAAAAAUUGCCACAGAAGGUGCCUGCUAAAUCUCUAAUGGCAAAGAUUCCAGGUGACUCUUUGUCCACAGUGAACGAGGAUUGUAUUCACUGCACACCCUCCCCCCAGCUUGCUUUUUAGCUUGUGUUCUGGUGAGCUGCAAGUGAAGAACGCUGGGCUGAGCUGUGUGUAGGGUAGAUUUUGGUGUGUUGCUGAGGGAAUUUUUGCUGAUUCUGCUCCGAAAAACACACGACACUUUUGCAUUCUUGCUACCACAGUAGACGCUUCUGCAUUCUAGUCCUUGGUUGCCUUCCAUUAUAGAAGUCUAGAAAGCCAUAGAAAACAGAAGGUGUUCCUACUUGCAGUUGGUACAACAGCUACAACCAUUUCUGGAUCGGGAAAGCUUGGCCACAGUGGUUCCUGCGCUGGUUGCUUCAAGACUGGAUUUCUGUAGUGCGCUCAGUAUGGGGCUCCCCUUGCACUUGGUCCAGAAGCUGUGAGGUAGGUUAGGCUGAGAGACUGAGACUGAGACUGGCCCAAGUCCACCCAGUCAACCUCAUGGCUGAUUGGGGGAUUUGAACCCUGGUCUCCUGUGUCCUAGUCUGACACUAACCUACUAAACCGCACUGGCAACAUUUUCUGAAUGUUGCAAUUAAAUGGCUUUGAUAACACAUGAGGCUGCCUGUAUUAGGUACUAGGUGCUCGGCAAUAACCUUUCCCUCACAAUGCUCUACUGCUUUGCCGUAAGGGUCCCGCUGCACAAAAAUUGUGGUUGGCUUUUGCAGCAUGAAGAUCAGGAGGGGCGGCUUGGCAGAGACAUCUCCUUAUUACUCAUCUCACCUGCUUACACGCACGUUCAAAGGAAGCCGCAGGAAAAUGGCCAGAGAAAAGAAUGAAACAAAGAUGGUAUUGUGGUUUGUAGGGGGUGGGGCAGCAUUAAAAAUAUGUUUCAGUCAAAAAGUGUUUCCUGUUAAAUGCUGAUUGAAAGUAGUUUGUUAAGGGUGGUGAGAAUUGUUAGGAGGCCCCUAACAGAGCUACAAUUCCCAGAGUGGUUUAAUAGUCAAUCCCUCUUCUAAGGGAACUCUGGAGGCGGGUGGCUCUGUGGUUUAGACCACAGAUUAGGGCUUGCCGAUCAGAAGGUCUGUGGUUCGAAUCCCCGCAACGGUGUGAGCUCCUGUUGCUUGGUCCCAGCUCCUGCCAACCUAGCAGUUCGAAAGCACGUCAAAGUGCAAGUAGAUAAAUAGGUACCGCUACAGCGGGAAGGUAAACAGCAUUUCCAUGCGCUGCUCUGGUUCACCAGAAGAGGCUUAGUCAUGCUGGCCACAUGACCCGGAAGCUGUACGCCGGCUCCCUCGGCCAGUAAAGCGAGAUGAGCACUGCAACCCCAGAGCUGUCCGCUACUGGACUUAACGGUCAGGGGUCCCUUUACCUUUACUUAACAACUCUCAACACCCACCACAAACUACAGUUCCCAUCAUUACUUGGGAGGAGCCAUGGCUGUUUAAAGUGGCAUCAUGGUGCGAAUGUAGACCUAAUCUCUGUUGAAAGCGUGUUUGACACCAAGGGACCUGCAACCAUAAAUGGUUAGAUCAGUUGGUCCUCUAUAACACUGUGGACAACCAAUAAGAUGCCUCCGAAUGAGCUCAGUGAACGAGCUGGGAUAUAGAGGCUCAGAUGAUCUUUACGGCAUCCUGGACACAAGUUGUUCAGGGCUUUGUAUAUCAACGCAACAUCGGGGGGACAGGGAAUCGCCUUGCAGAUACUGUUGGACAUCCAUCAUUCAUGACUCUUGGCUUUCCUGGCUGGGAUUGGUGUGACCUGGAUGCUUCCAACAUCUGGCGGCAGGGCCAGUCCAAACAUGAAAAGGGAGUGAAGCAGCCUGCCUCGGGCAGCAGAAUCCCAUGGGCAGUGCCCCAAAGGGUACCUCGCCCACUCCUGCUACCGCUGCCAAGGUUGCGCUGUGGUAGCUUCUAUCAAGAUCUCGCACAAUUUUGCAGAACUCUGAGUGUCAGCAGCGGCAGGGACGAUGAAAUAACAAACUUGUCCGCAAUAUCUUUGCUUGCUUUUUAUUUUUGAAUAUACGCUAUACACCCCUCUUGCCACCAUUACUCUGCACCUCACACUACACCAACGUAUGAAACAUUUGGGUAACUUAAAUACAGUUUUCAAAAUAAUCAAUUACCCAAUCACAUCGCUCCAUUCAGUGCAGCAAGUAAACUCCACCUCCAAUUAUUCAAAUUAUCAAAAGCUCGCAGGUGUGCUAUCAUUCAGAUCAGGGCCACAAACACACAUCUCUGCGUAGCACCAUUGACCACAUCAAUCUUAAAGAAAAACUUAACAACCUCUAGUGGGAUAUUGCAGAGCUUUCACAAGACCUCACUGAGCUCUGCACAAUCUCACAAGGUCUCACUGAAAGCUGUGUGAUCCUGGUAAGUGAGGCUUGGCAAGGGGGCAGGAUUUUCCCAUUUCACCUCUGGCGAAAUGAGAGUCACAGAUUCUUCAUCCCUGGUAGACAUGAAGGGGGGGGGGAGAGUAGAGAUGCCUUCCAACAGGAAGCCACUUCAUAAACAUAGAACUGCUUGACUCUGGAAACUCAACCUUGAAAUGCAUUUACUUAUCAAAACCAGACUGGAGUAAACUCUGGGAUUUUUUUCCCCCUGAAGUGGUGAGACAUGACUGUUCUUCAAAGCUAGGAAAGUAACAAGGCAGUUUUGUUUGAGAGAGAGAGAGAGCUGAGUGCAGUUUCAGAACUAUGCUUUGUUGUAUGCUUCCCAGUGACAGUGUUGGAGGCGCUCCAGCCGCAAAUGACAGGAAAACGAGGCUCCCUUGCCUACGGAGCGAUGAAACCCAAAGCUUCGGCCUUCCAAAGUCAACAGAAAGAUAUUGCCGAAGAAAAACAGCCACUGUAAGAGCAGCAGAAGCUAAAGCUCCGCAGCAGGAGAUUAGAUGCUUUGACAAGUGGUUACUGUAAAAUCAUUGUAUUGCAAGAUUUUGCAGAACUUCACACUUUCCCAAAUUUGCCAACAUUUGUGAUUACUUCAAAAUGGAUUUAAAAAUAAAAAUGAGGGCAGGGAGCUUUUGAUCUUCCUUAAACAUCUGUGCCCAGAUAUGUCUUCCAUGUAUAGGUUCACAUAUGCAGACAAUUUGCUAUAGGCUCUGUUGGGUGCUAUGAUCAGAGCAGGGGGCCCUCUUGGUAGUUACUCCACCCUCACUAGGCUCAAGGGUGUGAGUGGUAGCUCCCUAAGCUGUGAAAUUCCUUCAACACAGGUGUGUUGGGCAGCUUCACUAUACAAGUUUCAUCACAUGAAGGCAUUAUGUCUUUACCCUGGCCUUUGGCAUUUGAGAUUUAUAAUUUUAGGACUCGCCCUAUUGUGAUCAUCAUUUGUUUUAAAAUGUUUUUAAUGCUGUGAUUUAUCCCAUUGCAGUAAAACCUUAGGGUGGAGGAUGGCUAAAUAAUAAUAAUGAUAAUAAUAAUUCUCUCAUCUCAUGCACAUAGUAAAGGUAAAGGGACCCCUGACCAUUAGGUCCAGUCGUGACCGACUCUGGUGUUGUGGUGCUCAUCUCGCAUUACUGGCCGAGGGAGCUGGUGUAGAGCUUCCAGGUCAUGUGGCAAGCAUGACAAAGCCGCUUCUGGCGAACCAGAGCGGCACACGGAAACGUUGUUUACCUUCCCGCUGUAGCAAUACCUAUUUAUCUACUUGCACUUUGACAUGCUUUCGAACUGCUAGUACAUGCACAUAGUAGCCAUUACAUAAAAAUUGAACAAAUGCAACAUUAGGCUUCAUGAGUAGGACCACAGUUUCCAUCCAAGUGGUGGGAAGUAAUAGCUCCGCUUUGUUCUUCAGCAUCAUGUCCAGUUAUAGGUCCUGCUCUUUUAAGAAGGAUAGAGAUAAACUGGAACAUGUUUAGGUAGGGGGUAUGGAAAACAAGCUGUGGGAGAAGAGGUUGAAAGGACUGGGUUGAUUUAGCCUAGAUAAAAGAAGAUGGGGGAGAGAUAGGAAUAGGGGUCUAUAAGAACAUCAGAACCACCUGCUGGAUCAGGCCAAUGGCCCAUCUAAUCCAGCACCAUAGUCUCACUUGGACCAACCAGAUGCCUGUGGGAAACCAGCAAGCAGGAUUCAAGCUCAUGAGCACUUUCCUGGGUUUUCUGGCAACUGGUAUUCAGGAGCUAUUGCUGUAUCUGACUGUGGGGGCAGAGCAUAGCGAUUGUGGCUAGUAACCAUUGAUAGUCCUCUCUCUCCUCCACGAGUCUCCUAACCACCUUCAGCACCCUUAAGAAACUACACUUCCCAGGAUCCUUUGGGGGGGAAUGCAUGGCUGUUUAAAGCAUAAUACUGCUUGAAAUGCAUGGUGUGGAUGUGGGCUGUGUCACACAAGCUCUUGUACCUGUGCAGAGACAGCAUGUGCCUUUGUUUGGUGUGAACACCACCCAAGUUUCAAAUGGAAACCAGAAGUAAGGGCUGCAUUUUACUGUUGGCUUCUUCUUCAGCCCAUGAUCUCCCUGUCUCUCUUUGAGCAACAGAGUGUUUCACUGUGGCAAUUAACCACAGUGAAGUGAAAGAAAGCUGCUUUCUGCAGCCUGGCUGUGGUGAAAUUAUUUUGAGCCUCCCAGUGGCUUUGGAAUCCCACAGUUCUCUCUUGCAAAGUUUAGGAUGAAUUAAAAUUUUAUCUUUCCCGAGUUUUUUUAAAAAAAUCAGCUCUCAUAAAUCACACUUAAUUGGGGGGGGUAUUAACAGAGAGAGUUAACGGCAAUUAAGCGAUGAAAUGUGUGUAUUCUGGCUUGGAAAUGUGGAGAAACACAUUGAUUUUUAUGAUCUCUUGAAAUGCAGAGAUGAAAGCUUCCUUCCUGAUUAAAGACAAAAUAGAUUCAAGCUGCCAAAGCAAAGUCCACUUCCUCUCUCCUCCCUACAAUUUUGGAUUCUUACAUUCCUGAUAGUAGAAGCUUGAUGAAGGCAAAAGCUUUCAGUAAGCCUAAGGAAGGGAACUGCCAUGGAUGAAGGCACUCUACCUCAGAAUACCAAGUCAUGCAGACACACAGAUGAUGCCCAUAGUAUUUGCAUCCUGCUUGCAAGCUUUCCAAUAGCAUUUAGACUCCCUCUGAAGCUGGUGGACUCUCCAUCACUGGAGGUCUUUAAGCGAAGGUUGGAUGGUCAUCUGUCAGGGGUCUCUUCUAGCCCAAUAGUUGUAUGAUUCUAUGAUUCAUCCUUCAACAGGCUUCCUUCCCACUGCUUGAUAAGCCUGAGAGCAAUGUGAGAGGAGUAGAGAGAAGGGAUUUCUGCUGGAACAGAAGCAAGCAGCAGCAGCAGUCACUCUAUCCAUCUGCCUGCUAAAGUUCGGCUUGACUCCGUCAUACUCAAAGCACCAGCAGGUUAAUAACUGUCACUGGAACAGAUGGUUUCUCAGUAGAAAUGUGCACCUCUCCACCACCCGCGACAUACACACAGUUCUUCAGCUGUUUGCUAGAACUGCUGGCACAGCGUAUCUUGGGUUUCCAAGGCAACACCUGUGUUUUUGGCACUUGGCACUGACAUUAUGCAGCUGAUAAGAGGCACCGUCUUAAGAGCCUCAAGGCAGACUGCUGGGGUGGCAGGUGGCUGCUCUUACACUCUGCUUCCCAACACACACACACACACAGCCUUAAAUCCCAACAAAUUAUGCUGGUGGGAUUAUGGGGAAAGGGUAAGAAGUACAAUGCAGCUUAUACAGCAAUGCAACUACAGGGCCAAGACACCACAGAAUGCUGGGUCCACAUUUUCACACACACAUUUGUAGUUGAAGUUAUUCUUGUUGUUUUCCUUCUUUAUUGUAAUUUUGUCCCACCCACCUUUUCCUCCAAAAGGCAUGCAUGGUUCUUCCCCUUCUCAUUUAAUCCCCACAACAACCCUGUCAGGUUGGUUAAGUCAAGAGGCGGUGACUGGUCCAAGGUCACCCAGUGAGCUUCAUGGCCGACCUGGUCUCCCAGGUCCAAGUCACACAUUACAGUGGCUCCUCGGGUUACAGACAUUUCAGGUUGCAGACUCCGCUAACCCAGAAAUAGUACCUCGGGUUAAGAACUUUGCUUCAGGAUGAGAACAGAAAUUGUGCCGCAGAAGCGGAAGGCCCCAUUUGCUAAGUGCCACCUUAGGUUAAGAACAGUUUCAGGUUAAGAACGGACCUCCAGAACAAAUUAAGUUCUUAACCCAAGGUACCACUGUAUAACCCCUCCCAUCAAGGUUGCUUAUACAAUAUUUACGUAAAGCGUACGAUUUCCUGGAAACUGCAGUUUGUUCAGGGUGCUGGGAAGUGCAACUUCAUGAGCGGUAAACCACAGUUCCCAGAUUUAUUUGGGGAAAACCAUAUGCUUUAAAAAUGUAUGUUGCGUACACAGCCAAAAUAUAAGACGGGAGACACCUGGAUUGCCAGUAAUACAUGUGAAAAGGUUCUAGGGGUCUUAGUAAACCAAAAGCUAAACAGGAAUCACAGACUCCUAGAAUUGUAGAGCUGGAUGGGACCCCAAGGGUCAUCUGGUCCAGGGCUGUCUUGAGCAGAUCUGGUGCCCUGGCGCCGUGGUGCGCUGGAUCCCUCCGGCGCCCCCACCCUGCCCCGUUUCCCAGCGUGGCGGGCGCAGCGCGGCACCCCCUGGUGGCCUGGCGCCCUGCGCCACCCAGCCUGGCUGUUGGGCCGGCCCUGAUCUGGUCCAACCUCUUGCAGUGCCCCUUCCAAUCUGCAACCAGACCAGACCCUGCUAAAAAAAAGCUAAUGCUAUUCUAGGCUGCAUCAACAGAAGUGUAAUGUCCAGAUCAAGGGAAGUAAUAGUACAACUCUAAUUCUGGGCGCCACAAUUUAAGGAGGAUAUUGACAAGCUGGAACGUGUGCAGAGAAGGAUGAGCAAGAUUAUAAAGUGUCUGGAAACCAAGCCUGAUGAGGAACAGUUUAGGGAGUUGGCCAUGUUCAGCUUGGAGUAGGGGAGGCUGAGAGGAGAUAUGGUAGCCAUUUUCAAAUAUGAGAAGGGCUGUCACAGUGUCACAUGGAACAAGCUUGUUUUCUCCAGCUCUGGGGGGUAAGACUCAAAGCAAUGGCUUCAAGUUACAAGAAAGGAGAUUCUGACUAAGCAUUGGGGAGAACCUUUGGACAGUAAGAGCUGUUUGAUGGUGGAAUGGAUUCUUCAGAAGGUGGUGGACUCUCCUUCAUUGUAGGUUUUAAAGCAGAGAUUGGAUGGUCAUCUGCCAUGGAUGCUUUACUUGAUAUUCCUGCAUUGCAGGGAGUUGGACUUGUUCCCACCCAUCCCAGGGAGUGCUCCCUUUUGUCUUUGUCCUCACUUCCCAAAUUGUUGAUUUAUGUGUGCUCAUUUUGCACAAACUGAGCAUGUGCAGGAGUCAGCAGAACUGUGUGUGCACAGUAACACACACCCAGGAAUUCCCAAUUUAAUACAAGCUUGCAUGGGCACUCUUGUGUUCGAUCCUAAAAUGGCACACAUUUCCCAUUCCAAAACAGGAAAGUACUUUGAUCAGCAGUAUCUGAAUGAAUAGAGUACAGCCAGCCAGCCAACCAAUUUCCUAGACAUAGAUAUGAAACAUUUGCAUUGUGAAUAAACUGAAGCAUCUGUUCCACAUGUGCAGGCUAUCGCUUUUUCGAUUGCAGUAGUGCCGGCCCUACCAUUAGAAAGAGUAAGGUAGCUGCCUCGGGCCAGGCAGCAGUGGUCAAAUGCUUAUGAAAAGAACUCCAUGUGG